Messenger RNA from Xyrichtys novacula (pearly razorfish), 483 nucleotides. NCBI's taxonomy places the organism in Eukaryota, Metazoa, Chordata, Actinopteri, Labriformes, Labridae. The record is from the annotation of a GenBank genome assembly.
AUGUCCCUAAAAGUCGACCCUCGUUCCCAGAAGUCUAUCAUCAUCAGUAAACAGCUGAUAGGUUCUCAUGUUGGUGUAUCAUCUACUCUCACAUGGCUGACAGAAACGGUCACUCUAUCCAGACUGAAACACAAUAUGCACUCGGAGAAAAACAGCCAAAGAGAAUACAAGCUGGCAUGUUAUACCAGAGACGACACAGACAGUGAGGAGGAGGAGGAGGAGGAGGAGGAGGAGUAUUUUGGGGAAAGUUUGGUCUCUUUCCUGAUUAAGAAGUGCAGAAACUGGCAGGGAGGACGAGGUGGGAGCCAGAACACCCACAGUCAGCACGUCUCCCACUCCUCCUCCUCCUCCUCCUCCUCCUCCUCCUCUUCUUCAUUGGGCCUGGUGCCAUUGAUCCGCCUGCAAACAACACUUCUCCACGUUUGGGAGAAAGCAGAAGAGGAGCGGGAACGCAGCCUAAUCGAAGGGCCAAAUGAAAAUUGA